Messenger RNA from Tetranychus urticae (two-spotted spider mite), 719 nucleotides. RefSeq lists its product as uncharacterized. NCBI's taxonomy places the organism in Eukaryota, Metazoa, Arthropoda, Arachnida, Trombidiformes, Tetranychidae. The record is from RefSeq and is a predicted model, not a curated record.
UUCUUGCAAGUUGAGACCCAGAUACAGAUAAUAAGCGACUCAAACAACGCAUUAACAUUGGACGAGAUUCGGCGAGUUCGUCGGUUGUACUGCAUUGCUAUUGAAAAUACAGAAAAGAUCAAUUCUCUUUCGAUGCCUGUCAUAGCCUUCUAUUUCGUUAUCAGUAUCGUUGAAUCUCAUUUCGCUUUCCUUUGCACCAUUGCAAACCCAACUGUCUUUUCAAUUGCAGUAUGUAUUGCAGAACUCAGUACCUUUGCUCUGGUCAUUUAUCACAUGAUUUACAUCAACCAUCUUGCAACCAGAAUUUAUGAACAAGUUUACUCAUUUUCAUUCAGGACAGACUCAAUGAUUGUAAGCAAAGAGAUACAAAUGUUCCUAACACGAAUAGCACUUGCAAAUGUUGGCUUGACUUUCUUGGAUAUAUUUGUUAUCACACCAAGUUGCGCCACUUCACUGGCCACGAUAUCAUUGACUAUUGCUUUAGCAACCCCUACACUGGCCUCUCUGGUCAAAUCUUAAUGUUUAACUUCAAUGUUUCAAUCCUUUACCUGUGCAAAAAUAUUAAGAAAAUUUCAUCUUUUAAUAAUCAGAAAUCACGACAAUUUAACUGCAAGGACAUAGGAUUUAAAGCACAAUCGAUAAUUCACUUCGACACUUUGAUUUGGAUUCAAGAUUCCUUAAAUUAAUUUCUCUUUACUCUGUAAAUUAUGUUGCAAUCA